Molecule: messenger RNA, 1557 nt
Organism: Wallemia ichthyophaga EXF-994
Lineage: Eukaryota; Fungi; Basidiomycota; Wallemiomycetes; Wallemiales; Wallemiaceae
Product: Carboxypeptidase Y
Exons: 3
Coding region: 1-1557 (518 amino acids)
Biological process (GO): proteolysis
Cellular component (GO): fungal-type vacuole
Molecular function (GO): serine-type carboxypeptidase activity
Source: RefSeq, a predicted model, not a curated record
AUGAAAUUAAAAUUAUUGUCACUAACGAAUCUGGCUUUGUCGGCUUACGCUUUGCCCUCCUACGCUGAUGGCUUAUCCGCUUUCACCUCGUUCAACUUGGAUAAAGGCAUUUCCUCAAUCCAAUCCUCAAUUGAAUCAUCUUUACAAUCGUUUGGUUUAAACUUGUUCAAUAACCACGAUAAGCCCCUCGUUCUGUCUCAUGAUCAGUUCCCAAACCAUCAAAUUAGGUUGCAUCAUCCUACCUUGUGCGAUUCCGGCGUCAAACAGUAUUCUGGUUAUAUCGAUAUCUCUGAUUCAAAAUCUUUGUUCUUUUGGUUCUUUGAGUCUCGCGCUGAUCCUUCAUCUGAUCCUUUGGUUAUGUGGUUGAACGGUGGCCCUGGUUGCUCCUCCUCCACUGGUCUUUUGACUGAACUUGGUCCUUGCAACAUCGCUAAUGACGGUCAAUCAACUACUUACAAUGACUACUCUUGGAACAACAACGCUAACUUGCUCUUCCUUGAUCAGCCUAUCAACGUUGGUUACUCUUAUUCCGAUUCUGAUAAUGUUAAUACUACUCCUGCCGCCGCUGAUGAUGUCUACGCCUUCCUCCAGAUCUUCUUUAAACACUAUUCUUCAUAUGCCCACCUUCCUUUCUCUAUCGCUGCUGAAUCAUACGGUGGUCGUUAUGCUCCACUUAUCGCUGACGUUAUCAACAAUCAUAAUCAAAUUGACAAGAGUCUUUAUAGAAUCAAUGGCUCUUUUGAUGACUUUAAACACAUCAACUUGAAGUCUAUCUUAUUGGGUAAUGGUUUAACCAAUCCAAAAGUUCAAUUCCCUUCUGUUUAUGAUUACGCCUGUCAUGGCCCAUAUCAAAUCUUCGAACCAAACGGAUCCGAGUGCGCCAAUCUUAAAUCGAAAGCACAUACCUGUGAAACUCUGAUUGAUACUUGCUACAAAACAGAUAGUCGCUUUACUUGCUUACCUGCUGCUUUAUACUGCUGGUCUGGAAUGUACGGCGCUUUCCAACAACUUGGCUUAAAUCCUUAUGAUGUUCGUCAAUCUUGUGAUCGUGAGAAAGAUGGUGAUUUGUGCUACAAAGAAAUGGACUGGAUUCAAACUUAUUUAAACAAACCAGAAGUCAAAAAGCAACUUGGCGUUCCAAAAUAUAUCGAGUUUCAGUCCUGCAACUUUGACGUAAACAGAUCAUUUAUGGGCCAAGGAGAUUCAAUGCACAAUUCAGCUGAUCCUGCUAUACCAAAUCUCUUGGAUUCUGGUGUUAGUGUUUUAAUCUAUGCUGGAAAAGCUGAUUUCAUGUGUAAUUACAUUGGAAACAAGCAAUGGGUAGAACAGCUUUCUCAUCCGCUUGGAAAAGAGAUUGCCCAAUCUGAUGAUAACGAGUGGUAUUUCAAUGGCAGAAAGGCCGCUUCGUACAAGUCAGCAAAACAAAGUGAAGCUCAUCUUACAUUCCUUGAAAUUGAAGAAGCAAGCCAUAUGGUUCCAAUGUCACAACCAGAGUUUUCCAUCAAUUUCUUCAACCAAUGGAUAUUUGAUCAAUCUUUCAAUAGCACUGGCAUUUGA